This is a messenger RNA of Moesziomyces antarcticus, 2808 nucleotides long. RefSeq lists its product as uncharacterized. The coding region runs from base 1 to 2808 and encodes 935 amino acids. The record is from RefSeq and is a predicted model, not a curated record. NCBI's taxonomy places the organism in Eukaryota, Fungi, Basidiomycota, Ustilaginomycetes, Ustilaginales, Ustilaginaceae. Gene Ontology annotation, cellular component: Rpd3L complex; Rpd3L-Expanded complex. Gene Ontology annotation, biological process: negative regulation of rDNA heterochromatin formation; negative regulation of silent mating-type cassette heterochromatin formation. The transcript has a single exon.
AUGGCGGGAAGGCACAGCAAGUCUGGCUCGUCAGAGACGGACGCAAAAGCCUCAGAGGCAGCUACAGCUGAUUCGUCUCAGCUCGAGACUAGCGAGGCAGCCACCAAUCUCAAGGCAGAGGAGACAGAAGCUCCAGCUGCGAGUGCAGAGGGCUCCGCUGAACAGACAGAAGCCGCCGAGCAAGAAGACUCGACAGCCCAACCUUCCGCCGAAACCGCCCACGACGAUGCCGCCUCGCGCGAAUCGUCUGGAUCCGACGACAAGGCUGUCGCAUCGUCACCCUUCAAGAAAUCAUCCAGCAAGUCCAAGAAGGGCGGCAGGAACUCACGCGGCAAGUCCAAUGGCUCGAAGCGCAGCAGCGACGAGCUCGACUCCACCAAACCCGAGAACGCCGAUCCAUCUGGCUCCGCGGAUGCCAGCACCGACGCAGAAGCUCAGCAAGGCGGUGGCGCUGAGGCUGCUGCGGAUGCGGACAUGAACGGAGUCCAGGAGCAAGCAUCCGCGUCUUCCGCAAACGAGAAGGAGGAAGAAUCUACGAGCACCGGUUCCAACGGUCGAGACACUGCCCACGCCAAAGGCGCCCCAGCCAGCAAAGAGCUCGCUCAACUUGGCCUUGGCUCCUUUGGUGACGGUGCAGAAGACGCGCUCGGCCCACGCCGCUCUCGGCGUGGCCCAGGCGCAUCGCCCGACCCGAAGGCGCGCGUCCCCAAACCUGAACCUGAAACAGAUGCAUCUUCACUGCAAGGCAUCCCAACCGACUCAGCCGAGGCAGAUGACAUCAACGAUGCUACCGCCGUCAAUCAAGACGCUCAAGCCAGCGCAGACGCCGUCGGCGCCGCGGACGACGAUCAGAAGGCAGCUGAUGCUUCCGCCGUGCCGCAAGAAGCCAUGCAGCUGGAGGAAGGCGCCGCCGAUGCCAAGGUCGAGGCGGACAACGGAUCUGGUCUCGAAGGUCAGCCCGAAACAACACAAGAAGCAGCCGAGAUCGACGGCCACGACGUGCAGCCCGACGAAGGCGAAGCCGAUUACGGCAACGCCGACGAGGCCGACCUCGAGGGCGAGGAAGGCGGCGACGAAGGCGUCACUCGCUGUGUGUGCGGCAGUGCAGACGAGAACGUCGGGCUCAUGAUCCAGUGCGAGACGUGCAAGUGCUGGCAGCACUGCGUGUGUAUGGGCAUGCAGGUCGAGGAGGACUGCCCCGACGUCUACUUCUGCGAGCAGUGCCGACCCGAGCUGCACAUCCCCCUCUUGCGCUCGCUCGGCCUCCUGCCCAAGGCCGCCAAGAAGAGCAACGGCAAGGGCGGCGCCAAAUACUCUGCUCGCGAGCUCAAGGAGGCCAAGGACGCCAUCGCGCUGUUGGCGCAGGAGAACGCACGCAGGACGCAGGCUGCCGAAGCCGCCGCAGCCGCGGCUGCCUACAACUCUCGCGACCGCAAGGGUGGAGCCCACUCGCGAAACGACAAUUCCAAGGAGCAACCCAAGAGCCCCAAGAGACGUAGCACCAUGAACAGUCGCGAUUCGGCCUACGGCGGAUGGGAACCGAUCCCUCCCGGUCUGCUCGCCGACGGCGAAGUCUGGGAUGGCGUGGAUGACCGCAAAGGUGGCAAGAAGCGCAAGCGUGGACUUCCGGACGACCCGAACGAAAGCUCAGCAGAGACACCCGAGGCAGGUGCGGGCGGCAUCGACCCGGCAUCCGCAUCCGCGGACUCCAAGCGACGACGCAUGAGCGCCAGUGACGCUGACCACCACGGAGACGCCGACAUGGAGGAAGAUGAGGCUGCCGCCGCGGAGGUGUCGACCUCAGCAUCACGGGACAAGAGCAAGAAGAAGAAGGGCAACAACCAGUACACGGUGCGAGAAGCCUCCGUCACUGCUGAGGCCGCCUCGUCGAAGCCACGUCACCCGAACCAAUAUACCUACCGCAACAAAGACAGGAACGCGGCUCCAUCUGCCAACGGUCAAAAGGCAGGCUCGAGCUCGACCUCGAACCUCACAUCGCACUCGCCGAGCCCGAGUCCGAGCAAGGGCCGAGCGGAACACUCGCGUCGUGCCGCGGCGCGCGAGAAUGCCAGUCAACUCGGCACACCCGCUCCCGGCGAGUCGUCGGGCGCUUCGGCUCGCGGGGCGGGCUCAACGGUGCAGUGGGGUCUACCCGACCACCUCACGCACCUCGCCUACCUGCUUCCUGGCCCGGGACAUCGCAAUGGAUCCGGCAAGACGUCCGGAUUCGCUUCGGGCGAGGAAGCAGGCAACGGAGGAGGUGCGAUGGACAAGAAGGGCUCGUCGAGCGGCUCGGGCAGCUCCGUGCCUUCGCCGCCAGCGUCAGGAUCGGUGCCGACGCCGUUCCACGUUCUUUCGUCGAUCGAGUCUUCCACCAAGGUGCGCUUCCCGAGCCGUCGCAUGACGCUGGGCGAGAUGCGCAAGCGAGUGCGCAACAUUGGCGAGUAUGUGACGCGGAGCCAGAUCGAGGCGGUGGAGCGAGAGAAGCGCAUGAAGCUGCUUGGCAUCGUGCCGCCGUAUGUCGAGGAGAUGGAGGCUGAGGCCGAAAUGGAAGCCGAGGCCAUGCAGAACGGCGCCAAGAAAGCCGGGGAUACGCGCGCAGAUUCGGCUCCGGAGCAGGUUGUGGACGGCGAGGGGAGCAAGAAGACGACUGCAGCCACACUGGGCAACCAGCAACCGCUGCCACUCAGCAUGCGACUCAUGGAGGAGCUUACACGCGAGCUCAUCCAGUUUCAGCGAAGAUUCGGCGUCGGCCCGGGCAGCUACGGCAGCAUCAGCAAUGCGCAGCAAUCGGCAGGCGUUGCUUGA